Molecule: messenger RNA, 8041 nt
Organism: Homalodisca vitripennis (glassy-winged sharpshooter)
Lineage: Eukaryota; Metazoa; Arthropoda; Insecta; Hemiptera; Cicadellidae
Product: AT-rich interactive domain-containing protein 5B-like
Exons: 9
Coding region: 377-2713 (778 amino acids)
Biological process (GO): regulation of transcription by RNA polymerase II
Cellular component (GO): nucleus
Molecular function (GO): transcription cis-regulatory region binding
Source: RefSeq, a predicted model, not a curated record
GUCACAUAAUUAGAGUAAAAUACAAAGUGAUGUGCUAGUGGCGUGCUAUUUGUAAGCUCUGAUAUUUUACUUAAAUAUUAAUGGAAUAAUGAUAGUUUGUGAACUGUAAAUUUGUGAAUUGCCAUAUUUUUACCUCUAGAAUUCUAAUUUAAUUGUCAACCAAUUUUAGGUGUAUUCUAUUAAGUUAUAUUUCUUUUUUAAUAUUGACACUUGCUAUCGUUUUCUUUCCUAUAAGGCCGCCUAUUGUGCGUGUAGCCUCAGCGCAGUCUGUAGAAGUGCGUCACUACAAUGCCGUUCCAAAAACAUUUGUUUAUAUGAAUUAACAAUUACCUUUUAGGUAGUGCCAAUUAAAUUCGUCUGUGAAGUGAAAGCUAUAAUGGAUUUCAAAUUAAUUGGUGCACCGUGUGGUCAACAUGGCCCUUAUACAUUUUAUAAAGCAUUUAAGUAUUCAAAACAUGGCAAAACAAAUAUUUUAGCUCUGAGUGAAUUUUUUUUCGUCAAAUUAUGGAAUGAUUCUGACUUAGUGAGUAUAGGUGAAUUACAGUUAUUGUGGGAGGAUAAAAAUAGUGAACAAACAUUAGCAAGUCUUCGUUUAUACAUACUACCAGAAAAUACACCAGAGGGGAGGAGUGAUUGUCAUGGAGAGCAUGAAGUUCUGGCCAUUACUGAGAAGGUGGUGCUGCGGGUGGAAGACCUGCUCACAUGGAUCACAGAAGCAGCGGACUGGUCGUGGGGACUGUCUGCAGUAUACGACCGUUCCGCCAAGCUGAUGCCGAGACCUAGCCUGCUCUCUGACAAUUCAGUCAUUGACCUGGCCGAAGUCGACAAGGAGAAGGAUCAAUUGGGAGAGUCACACUGGGAUACAAAGAGCGGAGUAGUGGUGUUGAGUUUUCCACGAUACUGCCGCUACCGGGGUAUACUCAAGCGGUUGGAGGGUGUCCACAACAAAUGGCUGAGGACAGCACUUGUUACAGCCCUUGGGGGCUUCACGGUUCCUUGUCGCAACACCAGGGUGCUCUAUUGCAAGGAGACCUUUGACUAUCCAGACAUUGAGGGCCAUGAGCUACUCUGCAACCAUUUGGCACCAAAAUUAAAAGGGCGUCCUCGGAAAAAACGGAAACAGCUGGAUCAAUCACCGGACUCUUCAGACUCUGAGUCUGAAUCGUCUUCCAAUUCCACUUCGUCUUCGUCUACCAAGGUUAAGUAUUCAUCUCCACAGAGGCCUGUGGUAUUGGGGAAGAGUAAUGUAGUACCCUCCAUCACGUCAUUGUCCAGUACACGCCGUCCGGCCGGAAACACUGAGGAGAGGGACUUUCUCAGCCGACUCCAUGCAUUCAUGAAGGCCAGGCAGACACCCAUCAACCGUGUGCCCACCAUUGGCUUCAAGGAGCUUGACCUAUACAAGUUGUACAGCAAGGUGCGUCACCUGGGAGGCUAUGACGCAGUCACCUCCAGCAGACUGUGGAAGUACGUCUAUGAAGAGAUGGGGGGUGAUCAGUCCAGCACCAGUGCUGCAACAUGCUGUCGCCGACACUACGAGAGACUUUUACUGCCUUUUGAACGCUACCUGGUGCCGAACCGCAGUAAAAACUCGACUCUAGCCAAGCUCAAGAAAAUGGAUGAAAUCAGUAUUACACCCAAGUCACCAGCACAAAAUGUGUUUAAUUUGCAGGACAUACACGAGAAUAAUAGUGAUCCUUUAAAGAUUGAUGCUAGAGAAGCUGGCCCCCUGGUAAGGCUCACUCCCUCCACUUGUUAUUUAACUUCUGAAAUAAUCGACUUGUCUUCUGAUGAUUCUCCUAUUAAAAAUGAGGUCGUCAGUUUGAUCUCUGAUGAUGAUUCCCAGUCACCUGUUAAGAUGAAACCACCGCUGUUAAACAUUACAACUAAGAAACAGAAAUUGGAGAUUCUGAAGGAGGGAGGGCUGGAGGUGACACCGAUCUCGACAGUGGCCAACGGACGGACAGUCCCCAUUGAGAAGCCGCGACCCUCAGUGAUCCAGCACGCUGCAGUAGGAAUCAAGCCACGGGAGUCCAUUACCAUCACGCCAGAUCUAGGCCACAUGUUACCCAACAGCCAUGCUUGGGGACUUGGGGGUCAGUCCGUCUAUGGCAAUCCUAAGGAAGUGUUACAUGGCUCGUCUCGCCCUGCGGCUGACGAGAUCCUUGAUCUCAGAACUAAAACACCGUACGCUCCUGUGGGUUCUAAUCUGGAAAUCACACUAGUUCCUCCUGCAAGUCAAAAAGGGAAGAAAUCACAAGUAGUUCCUACACCAAAUCGGCCAAAUAACUCACAAAAACUGUACCACCCGCGUCCUCACACACAACCGGUGCCAGCUCAAAAACCAGUUCAUAAACCAUUAGGGCCCUCUCCCACCACGAGUAUUUCUAACGGUCGUGCGGCCAGUAUUGUUCCUAGUGUUUCCAUCAGUGUGAAUCAGAAGAAGAAGAGUAAAGCUGCACCUCCACACUCUUCGCAAGCCUUCCCACCUUACAAAUCCGGUCCGUAUCCGAUGAUGGAUCCUGUCUAUUUAUCGGCAUUCUACAGUGGACUUUUUACACCGUUCUCUGCUGCAACGACACCACAACAGUUACAGAUGUAUAAGGACCUGCUCCAUCGGCAAAAUAUUCCAGACAGUUUCCCGAGACUCUUGCAAGACGGCUCCACUUCCAUAUCCUUAGUGAACCAGACACCCACACCUCCUUCCAAGUGACCCCCUCACUCACCCUAGUGUGCCAUACACAGUAUUUAACCCACCAUCGUUCAGCAUUUGUGAUAGUAGAAUACUCCACCUAUGUAGUUGUCUCGAUAGUUGUACAGUACAAAUAGUAACUUAACCAACACGUGUUGCAGGUUUAUCGUAGCUUUUAACAUUUUUACACGUUUGGUUGUGUUUUUUCACGUAGUUACAUCUGAACAUCUUAGUGAUUUUAGUUACACUAGAAGUUCUCCAUUUGUUCAUACAAUUUUAAGUAAAGAAACAUUCUCAAAAUUAUGUAGUUAUCUUGUGUUGUAAUCAGAUUUAUAACAGUUUCAUAAUUUGAAAUUUGUAUUUUCAGUAACAAAUUCUUUCAAGCUCACAUUUACAAAAUUUAUUAAGUCACUGUUUAAUGUGGGGAGGGGGUUGUAAUUAGUAUUUUGAAAUUUCAUAGUAUUAUGAAUUACCUAUCUAAUUUUUAGUUAGCCAACGAAAAUGUACCUUUCAUACUGAAACUGGUGCUAAUUAACCCUUUUAUAACAUACAAAAGUCCAAAAGGAUAUAUAUUAUUACUGUAACUUUUACCAGUUUGAUUGGAAAAUAACUUUAAAUUAGCUUAUGUUGUUAAACACCAUUCAGUGUUGUAUAAUAAGUUAGAUCAUGUGUAGAGUGUUUAUUUAGUACAGUAUUCAUAAAAUUCAGGAAAUUGUAAAAGUUAUGGAGGAUGUAAUCUAAUAUUUUACACUUGCACCAAUUAAUUAUUAAUUGAUUUUGCCAAGUUUAAGUUGAGCAAACAUCUAAAUAUGCUUUGAAAAUGGUUUUCUUUUAAUGUUCAAAAGUAUUUCAAGAAAGUGAAAGAGAAAAUUGAUUUAUCAGCAGAAUUAGACAGGGAAAGUUACAAAACCAACCUCCUUAAAGUCAACAAUACUGAUAAUGACAAUUAAUUUUGAUUGAACUUGAUUCUAGCAAUGUGUUGUAGUUGUCUGAAAAGGGGUAUAAAGAUAAACUUUCUGAGAUAUUGAGGCACUCUACUGUCCACUCAUAUAUGCUAUUUUAACACAAAAAUAGCAAUGUAGAUUUGUUUUCCUCCACUCCAUGAAACAUGACAUUAAAAUCUUAGCUACAAAUUUAUAGUAAAAUUCAGUCCCAUUUAUAAUUAAUAUAUUUAGCAAUUAAGAAUUUCAAACAAGAUCCUGUUCCAAAAAAGAUUAGGAUUUUCUCUUAGUAUAAGACUUAUACUUAGUAAAAAGCAUGAAGAGAAUUUUUAAAAUGUUAUAAAGAUGUAAUUGUUGAAUAACUUUUUGAAUUGUUUAAAUCUGCUGUAAAACUUCUGAUGUUGCAUUGUUUAAUAAUACAUUUCUACUCCUUAAGUUAUUAAAUAAAAUGUGUAUAAUAUUGUUCCCAACUCGUCUUUAAAAUAUCAACACUACAGUCACAAUCAUGCAGUUAUGUUACGUAACUCAAAGAUUGAGAAAUUUGUAUUUAUUUAUUAGCAUUAAAAUGAGAAAUUCUGUCUGUAACCUUAAAACAUCGUCAUGUCUUCCAUGCAAGAGAUUUGCAAUACCUACCUAAUUACAUGUGAUUAGUAAUACUACGAUAGGAGAUUUUUUAUGGAAAUGAACAAAUUUGUUUUAAAAUGGUAAUAGUUAAUACUAAAUACAAUAAGCAGGGACUUGCUAAUUCCAGUGUUUAUGAAAUUUUAGAAUUGUAUUUAUUCUAGAUUUUGAGUCCUAUUCCAAUUAUAUUUUAGAAUAUAUAUUCAGUGUUUACCAUAUAGGUAUUGAUUUUAAAAUAAUUAAUUUGACAAAAGUCAAUGAAAAUUAUCCAAACAAUGAUUAUCCUAAAAUUGCUGAACUUUAAUAUAAUCAACACAUAAAUGUUUACUUAUACCAAGUAUGCUCUGUUGUCUGCCAGCUUAAAUGAUGUAUAUAUAAAAUCAAUAGACAAAAAUAUAAAUGUUCUAAAAUGUAAAGGUAUGGUUGUAUUAUAUUUUAUAUUUACAUUAUAAAUAGGUUUUGCACGCCUUUAUAAACUAAUGAAUUAACAGUGAAUUGUGAACUUAAAAUUACAGAACAAAUAUUCAAAAGCAGACAAAUCAGAAAAUGCAUACUGCAACAUUUUAACUGUGAAAAAUAAUAAAAUAGCCACAAGCAACACUAAACAGGCAAGGCAAACAAUGUUAGGGUCACUUAAGUUAGAAAUCAGCUUAUGUUACAAAACAAAUUCUUCAGUGUUUAUUUACUAACAAAAAUAAUAUGUUGCUGUAACCUUCUCCGGAUAUUUACUCAUUAUUUUAAUGAGUUAGUUGUACAUUUUCAUUCAUAAAACAUUAUAAAUUGCUACGCUUUUGCUCAGCCUAUAAUAAUUAAUUGGUGCAUUAUUUUUACAUCAGUGUAAGUUGUAAUUAAUACAAUCUGGAACUCUAGUUAUGUCGAUGAUAUUGCUGAUUGUUUAAAUGAUGGUACAUAGUUAGAGUAAACCUCAAAAUUAAUUAAAAAUACAAAAAACUUUUUUGGUUUUUAUGAAAAUUCUAUUAAAGAAUUGAAAUAUGUCCAUCUUCAAACAUUUACUUUUAGCAUUUAACUUAUUACUUUUAUAUUUAUUAAAGCAUAUAAGUUUCUCUUUAAAAUAAUAUUAUUAGUAUUGCAACUUUUUAUUCAAACAUCCCUUUGUUAAAGUAAAACAUGCUAUAUAAUCAUUAAAUAUUUAUUUUAACCAGUUAUAUAUCACACAACCUUUUAUUUGUUCACUGCAUAAAAUAACUACAUUUGUAUUAUUACCUUAAAUUUCUCAUCUGUAUUGUCCCUUAUGUUAGAUGCUGGGAAAGGAUAGUGGCCACCAAACACUACUCAACAUUCCUGACCAUGAUCUCAAUUCUUGUCAGUGGACUGUAUCAUUAAUUUGUCCUAUUUUGCCAAUAUGUGUUGUCUUACAUAAUUUGUACAUAAAUAUUUUGUUUAAAAUAGAUAUUUUUAUAGUGAGGCACAUUAAAGUUCAAAGAUUGUAAAGUGAAUACUACAGUUUGGUUUCAUGGAAUGUGUUGGUGUAUUUAAAUUGUUACUAAAGUUAGUCUUUCAACACUAUUCUAGUUUUGGCUGUCUAACACACCUUAUUUACAGUACUUAUAGUAAGUAAGAAAGAAAAAAAUUGAAAUUCCUACUCUAACACUAUUACUACAUAUUUUUCAGCUUAUAUAAUGUUAUUGUGAUUUAACAAAAUUUAUUUUCUACAAAUUAAUUGGAGAAGGGUUGGAUUAAAUAUCCAAUAUCUCUAUAGAGGAUAAAAAACAUCUCUGCAAUUAACAACAUAUGUUCAAUUUAUACGAUAAAGGUUUUUAUGUGGUAAAACAUUGUCUACUUAGUAAAACCAAUACCUAUAGAUUUGUCUUCUAUAACUUUUCUAAUAAUACUUAAUAAAAUUUGUUUGAACCAAGUUACCUUAUACGCUUAAAUCUGAGUUGAAGUUUAUUUAUAGUUUAAUUAUAUUUGCAAAUUGAAUUAUAAUAUUUGUUUAGUUUAGUUAUUUAUUUUAUUAUUAAUAAUCAAAAUAAUUAUUUCCAGUGAUUUAUGAGGAGUGUUUCAAAAAAAUUCCCAUGAGUGAAGAUUAUCCCUAGAAUAUUGUUAUAUAAAUUUUCAAUUGCAAGUUGAAUUAUACCAUUGUAAAUGCAUCACUUCUUUUAAAAUAAAAUCAUAUUCUAUCCAGUAUAUACUGCUUGUAAUGUCAUUAUUUCUCAAGUGGUCUAAAUUGAAAUAUUAUUAAAAAAUAAUCUUUUUAUCUAUGAUUAAAAUUAAACAUAUUUUAUUUUACCUUAUUACAAAAUAGUUCUGCAUUUAGCAAAUUAAAACUAGUAUAGUCAUAUUUUUCUCUCUAUAAAAGUUUUAAUUUUUUACUUGUCUCAUAAAUAUGUGAAAGAUAAUUACAAACAUUUCUUAAUGUAAUGUUUAUUAUUAAAUACUAUAAUUGUAUAACUCCUUUUUGGCAGUUAAGUGGUUAGUGAACUUUUUCUUCUUGGUUCAAUUAAUUUGAAGUAAAAAAUUUAAAAUUAACAAUAGUACCCAUGCAAUUCUUCAGUAAGCUAACAAACACAGGUGUUAGUAUAGUUUUAAGUGCCACACAUUUUCUCUAAACGUAUACAUGCGCUCAUAUACUAAUUUAAAAAGAUAAUGUGUUUGUUUUGUAUAUAUAUAUAUAUAUAUAUAUAUAUCACAAAAAAUACACCACACAAAACACGUGUGUGUUUUAUUGAACAGUUUUUCAUCACAUAAAAUUUCAUUGUUGUUCUUUAUUUAAGCUUAAUGUGAAUAUUAAUAUUUUCCACCCGAAAUUAUGCAUUCGUAUUGUGUAAAUUAAUUUCAUUUUCAAAUUAAUUACACCAUAACAUGCCGUUAGGAAAUUGCUCUAGUUUCUAGUUUAUUUCUGCAAUUGUCUGUCCCACAUUCCAUGAACAUUCAGAAAAUAUUUAAAAAGGAACAUGUUACAUGGUUUACUUAAAAUUGAUUAUAUAAUUUUGAAUAAAAAAAAACAACUUAAUAAAGUGCCACAGCUUGUUUGUUAGUUUACAAAUAAAGGCAACAAACAUAAAAAUAAAAUUUCAAUCAUAUGUCCUAGCAUAAGUAAUUUAAUUCACUUGAGUGAAAUUUGAGUAUUACAUGGCCAUGUCCUUUACCCAAUAUAAAAGAGGUUCCUUACAAAAUUGAAAAAUUAGUAAUUUGCCAUCGUUGCAUUUGCUUGUGAAGAUAAUGCAAAAGGGAAAAUUAAAAAGGUAUGUAUAAAAUUUGUUAAUAAAUGAAAAAUUUUAGUUGCAAUUUAUUACUGCUUUUGGUAGCUUAAUUUUGUAAGUCAUUGUUAAAUAGUAAUAACUAGUUAUGACAGAGAUCAGUAAUACAUGUAGUAUUGUUAUGUUGUCCAAUUUGUUGUUGUUAGUUGGUUCUGUUUUGUCGAGUGCCUUUAAAAAUGAAAAGCACGAUCAUUAUUGUACGUUGUAAAAAUAUUGUUUCAACUAAGCAUUUCUUGCUUGGAAAACUGUUUAAAAAGUUUUGCUGUCAGAAAUAAUUUUUCAAGCUGUAACAUUUGACACCAUUAAUUUUAAUUAUUAAUUUAUCUUAAUGUUAUUUUGAACAGUGAAUGUAUUAGAAUAUAAUACCUAGAUCCUAUCAUAGAUAUGUAAUUGUAAAUACGUAGUAAAAUUUGUAAGCCAAUUGUAUAUACAUAUAUUUACAGAGUCUAUUUUGAGUGUAAAUUAUAAGUACCGUGAAAAUGAAUGCAGUUAAGUGUGGAGUGUUCACAUUAGUUUAAAAUUUAUGUAUAUCUUUUACUUUUAUAAAUAAAACAGUUUUCUAUUUA